CCGGAAACCUGACAGAAACUCACACAUCAUAGACCUCCCAAAACAACAUGACUGUAAGGAAGAGGAGGAUCUGGAUGAGCAGCAGGUCUGUAACCAGGAGAGGAACUCCAGUCUGGACCAAGAGGACCCAGACACUCCACAGAUUAAAGAGGAAAAGGAGGAACUCGGCAGCAGUCAGAAGGGAGAGAAGCUUGGGCUGAAGCAGGAGGCCGAAGGCAUUAUUGUCUGGACUGAUAAAAAGCAGCUCAGACUGCUGGAGACCAUCUGGAAACCUGUGAUAAAGUUACACAGAAUAGAUGUCCUACAGCAGCAUGCUUUUGAGGAAGAGGUGGUUCUUACAGACCAGCACGUCUUUAACCAGGAGAGGAACUCCAGUCUGGACCAGGAGAAACCAGAGAAUCCACAGAUUAAAGAGGAACAGGAGGAACUCUGCAGCAGUCAGAAGGGAGAGCAGCUUGGACUGAAGCAGGAGGCUGAUACCUUCAUGGUGACACCCGCUUAUGAGGAAAGUGCCUACAGUAAACCAGAACCAAACAGUGAGCAGCUCCUUUCUCACAGCUCUCCUGAAGCAGAGACCCGAGAUAAUGAAGAAAGUCAGCAUGUGGACUCAGGAACUACUAGAAAUACAGAGCUGAAUAAGAGACGUCACAGUCAGAGAGUAGACAACCUACCUGUGUCAUCGAGUAACUGUAGAACGGACACAAAGAACAAGUCUGUACAAUGUGAGGUGUGUGGAAAAACUUUACAGGAUAAAUACAAUAUGAUUACACAUCUAAGAGUUCACACAGGUGAAAAGCCGUAUUCCUGUAGCACCUGUGGGAAAAGAUUUGCUGACUUAUCAACAUUCAAAAAACACAAGAGAAUUCACAAAGGUGAGAAGCCAUAUUCUUGUGACACCUGUGGGAAAACAUUUGCUACUUCAUCAGAAGUCAAAAAACACAUGAAAAGUCACACAGGUGAGAAGCCGUACCCUUGUAGCACCUGUGAGAAAAGAUUUGCUACCUCAUCGAAGGUCAAAAGACACAUGAGAAUUCACACAGGUGAAAAGCCGUAUUCUUGUAGCACCUGUGAGAAAAGAUUUGCUACCUCAUCAAAGGUCAAAAGACACAUGAGAAUUCACACAGGUGAGAAACCAUAUCCUUGUAGCACCUGUGGGAAAAGUUUUGCAACCUCAUCAGCAUUCAAAACACACACGAGAAUUCACACAGGUGAGAAGCCGUAUCCUUGUUGCGCCUGUGAGAAAAGAUUUACUCAAUCAACAACAUUAAAAACACACAUGAGAAUUCACACAGGUGAAAAACCGUAUCCUUGUAGCACCUGUGGGAAAAGUUUUGCUGACUUAUCAACAUUCAAAAAGCACAUGAGAAUUCACACAGGUGAAAAACCAUACUCUUGUAGCACCUGUGAGAAAAGAUUUGCUACCUCAUCAAAGGUCAAAAGACACAUGAGAAUUCACACAGGUGAAAAACCGUAUCCUUGUAGCACCUGUGGGAAAAGUUUUGCUGACUUAUCAACGUUCAAAAAGCACAUGAGAAUUCACACAGGUGAAAAACCAUACUCUUGUAGCACCUGUGAGAAAAGAUUUGCUACCUCAUCAAAGGUCAAAAGACACAUGAGAAUUCACACAGGUGAAAAACCGUAUCCUUGUAGCACCUGA
Molecule: messenger RNA, 1657 nt
Organism: Pelmatolapia mariae (spotted tilapia)
Lineage: Eukaryota; Metazoa; Chordata; Actinopteri; Cichliformes; Cichlidae
Product: zinc finger protein 501-like
Exons: 3
Coding region: 485-1657 (390 amino acids)
Source: RefSeq, a predicted model, not a curated record